UGAUAGACACGGCUUCUCUGCCACCGCUGUGUACAACGGUGCGUUGAUACUUACAAACAUAUCUAUCGGGCGCUGAUUGCCCGCAAAUCUCCGGCGCAACUUGCCCACGGAGGCUUGACGAGUAUAAGAACGGGAUGAGCCCUGGGGAAGGUUCCCGAGACACCCGCGAAAAAAACACAAAUCGACAUGCGCUUCAGCCUGCUUCUCUCGACCCUCGCCCUGCUCGCCGCGUCUACGGGCGUCCUCGCUCAGUCCGCAGACUGCCCUGGGCAAGGGCCUGUCGAUGUACGUCACACCCAUCCGCCCAUCCGCUGAGUCCGCGCGAUGACGGACAAAUGCAUUACAGUGGUGCCUCGAGCACUGCCGCAGCUGCUGCGCCCGCUUCCCGACGUCCUCCGAGUGCACGCCCAACAAGUUCACGUGUGUCAACUUAUGCCAAAGCCCGUAAAUGUCGAGGGAUAAUAUUCGAUUCGGUCGCAGUGGGAAGCACAUAAGAGCGGUCAUGACGUUCUGGUUCACGGGAUUCAAUAUGGAGACAUCGCCGCGUCUUAAGUAGUGAUGUGGUCACAUGCAAGUAGCUACUGUGUCAUGUACUGGUCUGAAUAGACCCCCG
This is a messenger RNA of Mycena citricolor, 613 nucleotides long. Lineage: Eukaryota; Fungi; Basidiomycota; Agaricomycetes; Agaricales; Mycenaceae. The record is from the annotation of a GenBank genome assembly.